Heterotrigona itama is the source of this 1665-nucleotide messenger RNA. The record is from the annotation of a GenBank genome assembly. NCBI's taxonomy places the organism in Eukaryota, Metazoa, Arthropoda, Insecta, Hymenoptera, Apidae.
AUGGAAACCGCGCCGGAAGUAUAACGGCGGGCCGCGUUCGUUAACGAAUGAAAGUAGAAGGUGUCCCAUUUGAAAUGAACGCAAUUAUCUCCUAAACUGCUCGUUGGAGGAGAAACGUAAAUUUCCGUAAAUUUCUCAAAGUUUCUUGAAUAACCUUGAAAUAACCGAUGAAUUCGUUGUUGAACAAAGAUCGGAAGCACGUUCAGCUAUAGAUAGAUUUAUGACCAUUAACAAAUGGCCCCUUCGAAACCAAAUAAGUUUUUGUUUGAAGCAUUUUUUCUCUGCAACGAAUAGAACAACCUGAAUAUACAAAUAUACAUUUAAGAAAAAAAGAAGGAAGAUAUCGCGUGGGUUUUUGUGGGCGUGGGCGUACAAAGUUGAAGCGCAGCAGCAGGAUGAUUUAGAUUAAUCUGAACGAGCGAGAAGUGACGUUGGAGGUUGAUCGAGGAGAGGGACUGCGAAUAGGCGCGGUUUAGAUAGCGGGAAUUUUUUUUCGGACAAGCGUUUGUAAUUGCUCUCUCAACGAGACGUAAUUGUUUCGCCGAGAUAAGAUAAGAUAAUUCCUGUUAAUUGUUGGUAUUUAUAAGUGUUUUCCACGUACGACGUUUGAUUGCACGUUCACGAUCGUUCACAGCCCGAGAGAGAGAGAGAGAGAGAGAGAGAUACCAUUUCGUAUCGGUUUGCAUCCUCCUUGCAAACAAAAAUUCGAAAUUUCCGUUGGCGACGCGAGAUCAGACAGAGAGGAGGUCUCGUUGCGUUGUUUACCUUGGUAUUUUUUGUUAGCUUCAGCGGGCAAUCACGCGUACGACUGAAAAAUCGUGUCUAUCGUUCUGUUCGCAGGUAUGGUUCAAAAACAGGCGGGCAAAGUGGCGGAAGCAGACGCGCAACGCGAACACGGCGGCCGACGCGGUGGACUUCAAGCCCGGGUUCGGCGCCAGCCUGAACAGUUUCAUCGGUCAGCCGUUUGCCGACCCGGACGCGCUCUAUAGCUCGUACAGCACGUACAACAACUGGGCGGCCAAGGUGCCGUCGCCUCUGAGCAGCAAGAGCUUCCCGUGGGUGAACACGUUGGGCUCGGUGGUGCCGACCGCGUCCCACCAUCAUCAUCACACCCAAGUCAGUCCGGUGAACUGUUUCAACGCGGCGGCGACGUCCGUGGCGGGCAACCACAUGGGCGGGAUGUCGGUAUCGGUGGGCCAGGCGGCUACGUCCAUGUUACCAGGAAUGGGAUCGGGUCUGGGAGUAGCCGGUUCACCGGUGGCGGCAACCGGAGCCGCGUGCCCGUACGCGGCACCGGCGGCACCUCAUCACCCGUACGGGCCACCAGUGUACACGCCGCACCAUCGAACAGCCGCGGCCCCGGAGAGCUGUACCGUGAUGACGUCGAGCAGCAUCGCCUCGUUACGACUGAAGGCAAGGCAGCACAGCAGCGGGUACAGCAGCCUGAGUGGCAACUCGUUCAGCAUGGACAGCACGCCGGUCUCCGCGGCUGGGAGUCCAGUCGGUUCGCGAGCUCCUUCCGUCGGUGGCGGUGGCGGCGGCGGCGGCGGUGGUGGGCCGUUGAGCGCGUGCCAGUACGCUCUGACCACCGCCGGCGAGGCGAAUCCUCACUCGCCGAGCAGCGCGGAGGCUCACGUGAACGCGACGGCCAGGGCUCAAGUCUGA